AUGGACAUACAUUGCAGCGUCACUAGGGGAUUUGGAGGAAACCUCUGUUUUUCCCCUCUCUCCUCCGACAGGCUUUCGGCUGCUGGGACCCGCCCGAGCGCCGCCGGGCCCGUGCGGGGGGUCCUGGCGGGGCCCCGCCCCUUCGGGGGCGGGGACAAGGAGGCCGAGGGGGCGGAUCCAGAGGCGCAGCUGGGCGCCGUCACCGCGCCCGGGUCCCUCCUGCAGCACGUGCUGCACUUCCGGGAGGCGGGGCCGGUGCCCUGCCCCCCCCUCCCCCCCGCCCCCGCGCUGGCGGCGCUGGCCCGCAGCCCCCCCGGCAGCCGCGUCUGGGACGCCCUGCUCGCCUCCCCCGCCGCGCCCGCCGCGCCCGCCGCCGCCGCCUCCGCAAGCUCAAGGGUCACUUCCUCUCGCUGGCGUGUCACCGCAACGGCAGCCGCGUCCUCGACGCUGUCUGGGCCUCGGCCUCCGCCCCCGCCCGCGCCGCCAUCGCCGAGGAGCUGGCAUCCCAGCGCAACGCCCUGCAGCACGACCCCCACGGCCGGGGCGUGGCCCGGACCCUUGCCCUCGACCUCUUCCUCCGCCGCCGCCGCCUGUGGGAGCAGCUACAGGCGGCCCCUGACCGCCGCCGGGGGCUCCUGGGACCCCUCCUGGAGGACUGACGCAUGCCCAGGGGCACAGAGCGGCGUCCCGGGUGACAGAGAGGCGCCCUCCUGGAUGACCAUGGGCCACAGAGAGGAGGAGCAGGCACAGAGCGUCCCCUGCGUUUCAGCAGCUCAGAUGCUCUACGGAGAACCGUGAAGACCCAGGUGCCACUCUGGCUCUUCUGCCCACCCGUCUUGUCUGCUCCGGAUCACCAGACCACAGAGUCAUUGGAGGGCUGCUGGCUAGAAAGGCUCCUGCAUCUGUACCACAGAGCUGCUGGAGGACUGGAGACCGGAGAGGCCGGCUGCAGAGCCCUUCCUGCUGUGAGCACCAUGGAGUUCUCUAAGGGGCGGAGGCGAUGCUCUGGUAGCUCUUGCCCAAGCCUUGUCUGCUCCCGCCCUCCCAACUCCUGUUUUUGCACAUGAAUCGGUGGCUUUUUUCA
Phalacrocorax carbo (great cormorant) is the source of this 1084-nucleotide messenger RNA. Lineage: Eukaryota; Metazoa; Chordata; Aves; Suliformes; Phalacrocoracidae. The record is from RefSeq and is a predicted model, not a curated record.